This is a messenger RNA of Fundulus heteroclitus (mummichog), 2886 nucleotides long. RefSeq names its product solute carrier family 24 member 4b (gene slc24a4b). Gene Ontology annotation, molecular function: calcium, potassium:sodium antiporter activity; calcium channel activity. The record is from RefSeq and is a predicted model, not a curated record. Gene Ontology annotation, biological process: intracellular calcium ion homeostasis; calcium ion transmembrane transport. Gene Ontology annotation, cellular component: membrane. NCBI's taxonomy places the organism in Eukaryota, Metazoa, Chordata, Actinopteri, Cyprinodontiformes, Fundulidae. The transcript is spliced from 17 exons. The coding region runs from base 610 to 2397 and encodes 595 amino acids.
GCUCAGAGGGAGUUCAGUCGCGGGGAGGGGUGGAGGCGCACACGGCACGACCGCUGCCCGCUUUGAACAAUUAUCCCUGAUGAGCGCAGAUUGGUUUCACUUAACAGGCGCAGGUGCGGAGGAUUUGUGACGCGGCGCAGCUGAGCGUUUUCGGGUUUGUGUCUGGACGCUGCCGCAUCUCAUGUUGAACAUUAACUCUUCAACGGAGAGCUGCAGACUUUAUUUUUUUGUCCUCUCUCCUCCUCCGGGACAGGAUGCGUGCUACAAAAUGACAUCCCGACCAGGUCUGGCUGACUCGAUUUGAAUUCAGGAAGCAUCGUUGAAUAAACCUGAACCCACGUUGGGAAUUUGACCGCGCUGUCAUUGCCCUGUCCAAGCCCUAAAAGCCUCUUCUAAAGCUGUGAGGGAAGAAGAAGAAGGAAGAAAAAAAAAAAAAACUAUCCGCUUCACUAGCCUACUCUUCGGUCUGCGCACUUGGACGACUUGAAAUGAGGACCACAUCCCGGCUGUACUCCGUGUGAAAGAGACGAGCCGGGCGGCAGCUUUCCCUUUCGGCUCUCAAGGACGCGCCAGAAAAAAAGUGGCCCCCGGCCGAGCGAGCUGCGGAGCAUGGAGCGGGACGACUCCGAGGCCGUGAGCCCGUCCAAAAAGACCAUAAUCGCCAAGAUCUUCAAAGUUCGUAAGAGGAGGGAGAUGCUGUUCGUUCAGGUCUGCUUCAUCUGCAGUGUCCUCUUCGUGGCGUGGAGCAUGUCGGCUCUGUUGACUAAGACAGGCCAUGGGAUGGUUGUGGAGGGACAUCCGGACAUUGAACACUGGGGUAGGAGGCUAAUGGCCUCCAUGUCUGAAAACGACACAGAGCCAAAGAACUGCUCGGAGCCAGCAAUACACGAGUUCCCCGAUGACCUUUUCACCAACAACGAACGAAAGAGUGGAGCUGUCCUGCUGCACAUUGCGGCGACUCUUUACAUGUUCCUGGCUCUCGCCAUAACUUGUGACGAAUACUUUGUGACAUCACUGGAGAAGAUCUGCGAGAAACUGGAUCUUAGUGAAGACGUCGCUGGAGCCACCUUCAUGGCAGCUGGCAGUUCUGCGCCCGAGCUCUUUGCGUCUGUCAUCGGUGUCUUCAUCACCCAUGGUGACGUGGGGGUGGGGACCAUCGUCGGCUCAGCAGUUUUCAACAUCCUGUGCAUCAUUGGUGUGUGUGGAAUCUUUGCCGGACAGGUGGUGGUGUUGACCUGGUGGCCUGUUUUCAGGGACUCCUUCUACUACACCCUGUCCGUCAUAGCUUUGAUUGCAUUCAUCUAUGAUGAGAAGAUUGUUUGGUGGGAGAGUUUGGUGCUGGUGAUCAUGUAUGUAGGCUACAUCCUGGUCAUGAAAUUCAACUCAAGCAUGCAGCGGUUUUUCAUGGGGAAGUCUAGCAAAAAUGUGGCCAAUGGUAACGCUGCAACCAGCAGCGAGAUGGAGGACGUCAAGCCGAGCAAGGCUUACAGCCGUGGCUCAGUGGUGAUGGUGGAUGAGAUGAUGAAUGCCAGCCCGUCAAAGUUUAGGUUUCCUGAGGCCGGGCUCCGAGUCAUGGUCACCAGCCAUUUUGGACCUAAAACCCGCCUUCGCAUGGCCAGUCGGCUCAUCAUCACAGAGCGCCAGAAGUUGGUGCAAGCGGCCAAUGGCGUGGAGACGCAAGUGACUGACGGCAAGGUUGAAAUCGAGAACGGAAAUGUGCCAGAGGACAAACCAGAGGACAAAGAGGCGGAAGAAAACGACACGAUUUCACCAUUUCACAUUCCAAGGAACGUGGGCAGCAAGAUCAAGUGGCUGAUCUCAUGGCCGCUGCUACUGCUGCUGUUCAUCACGGUCCCCAACUGUGCCAAGCCUCGCUGGGAGAAAUUCUUCAUGGUCUCCUUCAUUCUUUCCACCGUCUGGAUUGCAGUCUUUUCAUACUUGAUGGUCUGGAUGGUCACCAUAAUCGGCUACACUCUGGGAAUACCAGAUGUCAUCAUGGGCAUCACGUUUCUGGCUGCGGGCACCAGCGUUCCAGAUUGCAUAGCCAGUCUCAUUGUGGCGCGGCAAGGUUUGGGGGAUAUGGCAGUGUCUAAUACAAUUGGCAGUAAUGUGUUUGACAUCCUGGUGGGACUUGGGGUUCCCUGGGCAAUGCAGACCAUGUGUGUAAACUAUGGAUCAGAGGUGAUGAUUAACAGUCGGGGGCUGGUGUAUUCAGUGGUUCUUCUGCUGGGCUCUGUUGCACUCACGGUGUCGGGGAUCCACAUAAACAAGUGGCAGCUGGAUUUAAAGCUGGGCGUCUAUGUCCUUGUUCUGUACGCCGUGUUCCUCUGCUUCUCCAUCAUGAUCGAGUACAACGUCUUCACCUUUGUCAACUUGCCCAUGUGCAUGGAGGGUUAGAGCGCAGCAGCAUGCAACAAUUACCAAAACCUCAACGCCCCCCCUCCCCCCACCUUGGCAACCCUGGAGUUUCUUUUUUUGGACAAACUGGACCUAUCUGGCGACCUUUUUUUGUUUCCCUCCUUUGCUUGCAGUCUUUAUUUGUCGAUAUUUAAUAUGAAUCUAAUUUUCUUAUAAGGCAGUGCUCUGUAAUCGUGAAUUCUGUUACGUUUUCCAAAAUUGUCCAGUCGUCGCGCAGCGCUGGUCCUUUUCGCUCGCUAUUUCAGGCGUUGCUGUCAACUCUUUGGUUUCUCUGUACGCCUGCUAACUUCUCACCCAUCAAGCAUGCCUUUUUAGAUGUCGUGGACCUCGAGUCAUAAGUGCCCCGUUUUUGAUUUCACUCUUCUCACUUGAGAUUUUUCUGAUCAGAACAAUCUGUUCUACAUGAGGCACUUAACUAAAGCUCAAACUAUAAUAAAUGUAAAGCCAUUCUUUCAGAAAAAAAAAAAA